Molecule: messenger RNA, 570 nt
Organism: Ustilaginoidea virens
Lineage: Eukaryota; Fungi; Ascomycota; Sordariomycetes; Hypocreales; Clavicipitaceae
Exons: 3
Coding region: 1-570 (189 amino acids)
Source: RefSeq, a predicted model, not a curated record
AUGACACCACUUUUGAUUGUCAAAGCUAUCUGCAGUAGUGAGUUUUCUCCUCUGUUCGUCUCUUCUGACGCAAGCUCUUGGCACCAUGGAGAAAGCUCCCACGUAAACGUGCUUGUUGCGCGCAAUCCGCGAUCCGACCGCACAGCCCAUUCUGCCCAGGCCUCCCGCCAGUGGAUCCCGCAGCUCCUCGACUCGCCUCCGCCGGCUCCUGAGUGGUCCAACGGGUGGGACGUCCUCGCUCGCCGUCCGCGAAUCACGCCCUUCGUCGCUGAGGGCUCAGAGGUUCGACAGGGCCCCCGCUGCGCGACGCAAAAGGGCAAGCCUUCUCUAUGGAACAGGCGACAGAAUGGCCGGCUCAGCUGGGGGUGGGCUUCCAUCCAGGCUGGGGCUGGCGCCGAUGCCGCCGCGACGGAAGCCCGUCCGCCGUCCGCUGUCCGCUGUCCGCUGUCCGCUGUCGUUGGGAGAUGCGCCGUCGCGUCUCGGCCGUCGGCAAACGCAGAUGAAGCAUUGGCCGGGUCCAGGCCCCCGACGGAUCUGAUGCACCGCGUGCUUCAUGUGGACCGUUGGUGA